AUGGCCGAGACUUUCGAGUUCCAGGCUGAGAUCUCUCAGCUUCUCUCCCUCAUCAUCAACACCGUCUACUCCAACAAGGAGAUUUUCCUCCGUGAAAUUGUCUCCAAUGCCUCCGAUGCCUUGGACAAGAUCCGCUACAAGUCGCUGUCCGACCCCACCCAGCUCGACUCUGGCAAGGACCUGCGCAUCGACAUCAUCCCCGACAAGGAGAACAAGACCUUGACCAUCCGCGAUACCGGUAUUGGCAUGACCAAGGCCGAUCUCGUCAACAACCUGGGUACCAUUGCCCGCUCCGGCACCAAGCAGUUCAUGGAGGCUCUGACUGCUGGCGCCGAUGUUUCCAUGAUCGGCCAGUUUGGUGUCGGCUUCUACUCUGCCUACCUCGUCGCCGACCGCGUCAGCGUCGUCUCCAAGCACAACGACGACGAGCAGUAUGUCUGGGAGUCCAGCGCCGGUGGCACCUUCAGCAUCACUGCCGACACCGAGGGCCACCAGCUCGGCCGCGGCACUGCCAUCAUCCUGCAUCUCAAGGACGAGCAGGCCGACUACCUCAACGAGAGUAAGAUCAAGGAGGUCAUCAAGAAGCACUCCGAGUUCAUCUCCUAUCCCAUCUACCUCCACGUCAAGAAGGAGACCGAGACCGAGGUCCCCGACGAGGACGCCGUGGAGGAGGUCAAGGAGGAGGAGGAGGGCGACGACAAGAAGCCCCGUAUCGAGGAGGUUGACGACGAGGAAGAGGAGAAAGAAAAGAAGAAGAAGACCAAGAAGGUCAAGGAGACCAAAAUCGAGGAGGAGGAGCUCAACAAGCAGAAGCCCAUCUGGACUCGUAACCCUCAGGACAUCACCCAGGAGGAGUACGCUUCCUUCUACAAGUCGCUCUCCAACGACUGGGAGGACCACCUGGCCGUCAAGCACUUCUCCGUCGAGGGUCAGCUCGAGUUCCGCGCCAUCCUCUUCGUCCCCAAGCGUGCUCCCUUUGAUCUCUUUGAGACCAAGAAGACCAAGAACAACAUCAAGCUCUACGUUCGCCGCGUCUUCAUUACCGAUGACGCUACCGACCUCAUCCCCGAGUGGCUUGGCUUCGUCAAGGGUGUCGUCGACUCCGAGGAUCUUCCCCUCAACCUGUCUCGUGAGACUCUUCAGCAGAACAAGAUCAUGAAGGUCAUCAAGAAGAACAUUGUCAAGAAGUCUCUUGAGCUCUUCCAGGAGAUUGCCGAGGACAAGGAGCAGUUCGACAAGUUCUACAGCGCCUUCUCCAAGAACUUGAAGCUGGGCAUCCAUGAGGAUUCGCAGAACCGCCAGCUCUUGGCCAAGCUGCUGCGCUUUAACUCGACCAAGUCUGGCGACGAGCUCACUUCGCUGUCCGACUACGUCACCCGCAUGCCCGAGCACCAGAAGAACAUGUACUACAUCACGGGCGAGUCCAUCAAGGCCGUCUCCAAGUCUCCCUUCCUCGACACCCUCAGGGAGAAGAACUUCGAGGUGCUCUUCCUCGUCGACCCCAUUGACGAGUACGCCAUGACCCAGCUCAAGGAGUUUGAGGGCAAGAAGUUGGUGGACAUCACCAAGGACUUUGAGCUUGAGGAGACCGAUGAGGAGAAGAAGGCUCGCGAGGAGGAGGAAAAGGAGUACGAGAGUCUGGCUAAGAGUCUCAAGAACGUGCUGGGCGACAAGGUCGAGAAGGUUGUCGUCAGCCAGAAGCUUGGUCUCUCCCCUUGCGCCAUCCGCACCGGUCAAUUUGGCUGGUCUGCCAACAUGGAGCGCAUCAUGAAGGCCCAGGCCCUCCGCGACACGUCCAUGAGCAGCUACAUGUCUUCCAAGAAGACGUUUGAGAUCUCGCCCAAGUCUGCUAUUGUCCAGGAGCUCAAGAAGAAGGUCGAGGCCGAUGGCGAGAACGACCGGACCGUCAAGUCGAUUGUGCAGCUGCUGUUCGAGACAUCGCUGCUCGUCUCCGGCUUCACCAUUGACGAGCCCGCCGGCUUCGCUGAGCGCAUCCACAAGCUUGUGCAGCUUGGCCUGAACAUUGAGGAGGACGAUGCGGCGCCCACCGAGGCCGCUGCCGCCGACGCCCCUGCUGCUGCUGCCGCCGGCGACAGCGCCAUGGAGGAGGUUGACUAA
Messenger RNA from Hirsutella rhossiliensis, 2118 nucleotides. Its product is annotated as hsp90 protein. Gene Ontology annotation, molecular function: ATP binding; ATP-dependent protein folding chaperone; ATP hydrolysis activity. Gene Ontology annotation, cellular component: plasma membrane; perinuclear region of cytoplasm; protein-containing complex. Gene Ontology annotation, biological process: protein folding; protein stabilization; cellular response to heat. The transcript has a single exon. The coding region runs from base 1 to 2118 and encodes 705 amino acids. The record is from RefSeq and is a predicted model, not a curated record. Lineage: Eukaryota; Fungi; Ascomycota; Sordariomycetes; Hypocreales; Ophiocordycipitaceae.